Molecule: messenger RNA, 1536 nt
Organism: Darwinula stevensoni
Lineage: Eukaryota; Metazoa; Arthropoda; Ostracoda; Podocopida; Darwinulidae
Source: the annotation of a GenBank genome assembly
UCCAUGUGCCAGCAUGGUGUUAGCCUGCAUGACUUGGCCGCGUUCUCUGAGCAUGACUUGCACACGAUGAUUCAGCCUAUUGCCGCCUUUUGAUUCAGAAAUCGCAAGUCGCUUCACAGGAGACCUUACUUGUGCUAGUGCAAAUCUGUGAAUAGUGUUUAUCUAAUGGAUUCCAUAAAGAUACUUUCGUGCUCAGAGAUAACGAGAAGUAGGUAUACGAAAUCACCGAACUCAUCGUCUUUAUCUCAUGGAAUUCAUUUCAGCUGUGAGAGCCUGUACUCAUGGCGGACCCGUCCUCAAGUAUCCCGGCUAUGGUGACCGAGGAAUUCGUGAAAACUGUGAUCGAACGGGACACGGGGCAGGCGGGGAUCAAGGUGGAGGAUUUCACGUGUGAGAGAGGCACGGACGGAGGGGAGAACUUCGCCACCCUCAUAUUCCGCCUCGCCGUCCGAUUCGGCUGUGAGGGGCAGGAGGUUCAGACGAGGAGUUUUCUCUGCAAAUUCCCUCCCGUUCAGCCCGGGCAUUUGGAGAUAACCCGUGCCACGCAGAGCUUCGACAGGGAGAUGUACUUCUACAAUCAUAUUGUACCUCUUAUGUCGAAAAACGACCGGAUCCUGCCAGAUGUGCCGAAAUGCGUCCUUGCUGAGCCGUCAGCGAUCAUUAUGAGGGACCUGAAGGCAGAAGGCUUCAAACUCCCCAAUAAAUUCCGAGGUCUGCAAUCGCACGAACUCGAUGUGGUGAUGAGGACAUACGCUAGAUUCCAUGCUCUUGGCCUGAAAGUCGUGACGGAAGACGCAGAAGUUUCGUCGCAAGAGCUACUCAAACAUUUUGCGUUCGGGAAUGUGCCUGGGUUCUCCGACUUUGUUCGUCAGAGCCUGAGAAACCUCGUUUGGCUCCUGCCUGAAGACCUGGGCCGGAAGGUGGAGAAGUACAUUGGGGCGCACGGUGGGGGCCCUGAGAGGUUCGAAGAAGUCUUUCGCAGGCCGGGGAAGCUGACUGGUUUGACGCAUUUGGACAGCUGGUGCUACAAUAUGUUGUUCAAGUACGAGGAUGAAAGAGCGACGGAAAUGCGGAUUCUGGAUCUGCAGCUGCUAUCGUUGGGAAAUCCCAUUCGGGACCUCGUUAACAUUUUCUACUGCAGCGUGGAUUCCACGGUGCGUGUCACCAUGGAGAAACAUCUGAAAUCAUACCACGAAACACUGCUUGCAUCCACCAAGGAGCUGGAUCUCAGCCUGGACUACCCCUAUCCCACCUUCUACCAGGACUUUCUGAGUUUAAGAGAAUUCGGAUUCCUGCAGGCAGCCAUGGUAGUACCGAUCUUCCUGUCUCAGGACAUUCCGGACAUGGAAAAGGAGGAUUUGACGAUGGAGCGAUUCGGAGAUGUCCACGGAGCCUCCAUCGACAGUGAGGAUCUUGUCAAACAGAGGCUAUUGGAUGUCGUUCGGGAAAUGGUGAAGGGUGGUGUCAUUUGAUUGUUUUUUUUUUGCUUGCAAUCGGAUUGCAGCUGAACGUAUAUAUAUUUUUUAUGAAGGGGAC